AUGAACGUCGGCGGGUUUGCCAUCGGCACGACCCAAAACACGUACCGGAUCACGCCGAUACAACAACCAGAACGUGGUCCGGUCAUGAAUGCACCACUGUCGCGUGUGCCAGUGGGUCCACCGGUCAUCAUCCAGCUCGACACAUGGGACGAGGCAGGCGAGGUGAUUACACCCUAUCGCGAGUUGCCCUUCCUCGUCUGCCACUUGACGUUGCAAACACCAACCGGAGAGGACGCACAGUCGGUCAGAGAGAACGAGAAUUCAACCCCAGUGCCAACACUAUACGGUACAACGAUCGCAUCACCCGUGGAGAUGAAGGACCAGAACGGCGAGGAUGGCGUCUACUUUGUCUUUCCUGACAUCUGUGUUCGAUUCGCGGGAACCUUUCGUCUCAAGGCGUACGUGAUGCGGAUAACGGGUGGACCAGCACUGGACAUGUGCAUCACCGAAUCGUUUGACGUCGUGCCAGAGCAGGAAUAUGUGGCACCAGCUGUGACAGAGCUCACUCAGCACUUUGCCGCGCAAAACAUCACCAGUUUUGGUCCACAACCUAUGCAGGGAGCUGGGGACUGGUAA
This is a messenger RNA of Apiotrichum porosum, 576 nucleotides long. RefSeq lists its product as uncharacterized. The transcript has 5 exons. The record is from RefSeq and is a predicted model, not a curated record. The coding region runs from base 1 to 576 and encodes 191 amino acids. NCBI's taxonomy places the organism in Eukaryota, Fungi, Basidiomycota, Tremellomycetes, Trichosporonales, Trichosporonaceae.